AUGGAGACUAAAUGUAUAUUGUCUUCGGGCAGAAAUAAAACGCUUGAUAACUGCACUUGUCAUGCGACCUUCAAUUCUCAGGGUCACGAUCUUCUUCACACUUACACCCCCUACAGCCCUAACAAAGCUGGUGGGAUAAAGCCAGUCCUCUCAACUUUCUUCUCCUUCUUCUUCUGCCUUUCUAUCCCCCAAUGGAGCAUAGGCCCUCAACCAACUCACACCAAGUC
This is a messenger RNA of Candidula unifasciata, 227 nucleotides long. The record is from the annotation of a GenBank genome assembly. Lineage: Eukaryota; Metazoa; Mollusca; Gastropoda; Stylommatophora; Geomitridae.